Molecule: messenger RNA, 4370 nt
Organism: Suricata suricatta (meerkat)
Lineage: Eukaryota; Metazoa; Chordata; Mammalia; Carnivora; Herpestidae
Gene: ADAR
Product: adenosine deaminase RNA specific
Exons: 14
Coding region: 158-3118 (986 amino acids)
Biological process (GO): adenosine to inosine editing; RNA processing
Cellular component (GO): nucleolus; cytoplasm
Molecular function (GO): double-stranded RNA adenosine deaminase activity; tRNA-specific adenosine deaminase activity; double-stranded RNA binding
Source: RefSeq, a predicted model, not a curated record
AAGUGAAAUUGAACCAGGGCCAUUUCCUUGCCUGCGCGCGCGCGCCCAGGCUGCUCGCUGCGCUGCCCUCAGACCCGACCCCCGACCCCGGGGGUGCAGUGCGUCCGCCGGAGGGGGCCGGCCCACCUGGGGAGUGUCACCGGCACCGCUCCAGGUCAUGCGUCGGGGGCGCCAUGGACCCCAGGAAACCGAGCAGGCCCCCAAAACCAAAUCUCGAGCGCCCGGGGUGGCCUGCCCAGCCGUCUGUGUGCCCGUUUCCCCUUUCACCGCCAUCCUGAGGGCGCAUCGCAGACGCCGAGGUGGCGCCGAGGCCGCUUCCUGGCCCUUGGCUCCUGGGCAUUUCGAGGGGCUCCCCCUCCACAGACACCCCUCGCAUCCGGCUCAAGGCUGUGAGCUCCGCAGGCUUGGACAGCAGCAGCCAGGGCCGAGGGCCUACCCGAACAGCUUCCAGCUCCAGCAAGUGGAGUUUCUCAGGGGGCGGCUCCCGGCCGUGCCCCUCACUGGGAAGCAGCGGCCUCCGCUCCUGCCGCUGCCGCUGCCGCCGCCGCCGCCGCCGCCACCGCCGCAGCCACCCAGCCUUGUGUUCUGGCCAUUUCCAGCACCACCCGCCAGCAGCAGGGAAGCCGAGACCGAGGGCGUCCCCAGGGGCGUGCCUCCCACAAGUCAGGUGCUCCAGAGAGGGUCCCGGGGUCCUGCCCCGGGCGGCCGGGUUCGGCCGGGAAGAGGCAUCGACAGGCUUUCCUCCCGUCUCCAGGCUCUAGAGAUCAGCCAGGACCAGGAGCAGGCGGUCCUGGAGCUCUUGCGGGGCCUGGGGGCUGGGAAGGCGGCCACAGCGCAGCAUCUGGCCCGGAAGCUUGGGGUCCCAAAGAAGGAGGUCAACCGAGUCCUGUACUCCCUGGCGAAGAGGGGUGAGCUGUGCCAGGGUGCCGGGACGCCCCCUCUGUGGAGCAUCGCAUCCGCCUCCUCGGGGCAGGCCUGGCACCCGCACAGCCAAGCAGCCCACGCAGACCGUCCUCGCCAGGAAGCUGGGGGCUUGGAGCCGGCGUUGCACCCCGCAGACGGAGGCUCCGAGUUGGAGUCGGAAGCCCCCGCUGAGCCGGCGGACAUGGCCGAGAUCAGAGAGAAGGUCUGUGACUACCUGCUGCAUGCGUGCAGCGCCUCCGCCCUGAACUUGGCCAAAAACAUCGGCCUCAGCAAGGCCCGGGACGUCAGCGCCGUGCUGCUCGACCUGGAGAGGCAGGGGGACGUGUGCCGGCAGGGGACCACCCCCCCGGUGUGGCGCCUGACCGACCGGAAGCGGGAGCGCAUGCAGACCAAGGGAGACCCGGGCGGCGUGCCACCCGAGCCCACUGCGGCCAACCCCGUCCCCGUCCCCGACCCCGGGCUCGGGCAGGGCGGGGGCCGGGCGGUGGGGAGGCCCUCGCUCAGCCCUGCUCUCCCGUCCCACAGGUUCCAGUACUGCGUGGCCAUGGGGGCCCACACCUUCCCCACGGCGAGCGCGCCCAGCAAGAGGGCAGCCAAGCACAUGGCUGCAGAGGAGGCCAUGAGGGCCCUGCACGCGGAGGCCACCAGCUCGGCGCCAGCCGACCCCCAGCCUGGGGGCGCCGGCGCAGAACCGUUCGAUGCCCUGGAGGCCGGGGUGCCCAGCAAGGUCAGGAGGGUCAGCGAGCUCGUCAGGUACCUGAACACCAACCCCGUGGGCGGCCUGCUGGAGUACGCUCGCUCCCACGGCUUCGCGGCCGAGUUCAAGCUGGUUGACCAGUCCGGGCCCCCGCAUGAGCCCAAGUUCGUGUACCAGGCCAAGGUCGGGGGUCGCUGGUUCCCGGCCGUGUGCGCCCACAGCAAGAAGCAAGGCAAGCAGGAGGCGGCCGACGCGGCUCUCCGCGUCCUGAUUGGGGAGGACGAGAAGGCCGAGCGCAUGGGUUUCACAGAGCUCCCCCUGACGGGCAGCACGUUCCACGACCAGAUCGCCAUGCUGAGCCACCGCUGCUUCAACGCCCUCACCAACAGCUUCCAGCCCUCCUUGCUCGGCCGCAAGAUCCUGGCCGCCGUCAUCAUGAAGAAGGCCUCCGACGACCUGGGGGUCGUGGUCAGCUUGGGGACAGGGAACCGCUGUGUGAAGGGCGACUCCCUCAGCCUGAAGGGGGAGACCGUCAACGACUGCCACGCAGAGAUCAUCUCCCGGAGAGGUUUCAUCAGGUUCCUCUACAGCGAGCUGAUGAAGUACAACCCGCAGACCGCGAAGGACAGCAUCUUCGAGCCCGCGAAGGGAGGAGAGAAGCUCCAGAUCAAGAAGACCGUGUCCUUCCACCUGUACAUCAGCACAGCCCCGUGUGGGGACGGUGCCCUCUUUGACAAGUCCUGCAGCGACCGGGCCGUGGAGAGCACCGAGUCCCGCCACUACCCUGUCUUCGAGAACCCCAAGCAGGGCAAGCUGCGCACCAAGGUGGAGAACGGGGAAGGCACAAUCCCGGUGGAAUCCAGUGACAUCGUGCCCACGUGGGACGGCAUUCGGCUCGGGGAGCGACUCCGGACCAUGUCCUGCAGCGACAAGAUCCUGCGCUGGAACGUGCUUGGCCUGCAGGGGGCGCUGCUGACGCACUUCCUGCAGCCCGUGUAUCUCAAGUCCGUCACCCUGGGCUAUCUGUUCAGCCAAGGGCAUCUGACUCGUGCCAUCUGCUGCCGUGUGACAAGGGACGGGAGUGCCUUCGAGGACGGACUGCGGCCCCCCUUUAUCGUCAACCACCCCAAGGUUGGCCGAGUCAGCGUGUACGACUCCAAGAGGCAGUCCGGGAAGACGAAAGAGACCAGUGUCAACUGGUGCCUGGCUGACGGCUACGAGCUGGAGAUCCUGGACGGGACCAGAGGCACCGUGGACGGGCCUCGGAACGAGCUUUCCCGGGUCUCCAAAAAGAGCAUUUUUCUCCUGUUUAAGAAACUCUGCUCCUUCCGGUACCGCAGGGAUCUCCUCAGACUCUCGUACGGGGAGGCCAAGAAGGCCGCCCGUGACUACGAGGUGGCCAAGAACUACUUCAAGAAGGGCCUGAGGGACAUGGGCUACGGGAACUGGAUCAGCAAGCCGCAGGAGGAGAAGAACUUCUACCUCUGCCCCGUGUAGCGGGGCGCCGGGCGGGGGCACGCCUGGGCCGGGCUCCUGCCUGCCCCGCCUCUGUAGGGUGCCCACCCGCCCCUGCCCUGCCUGCAGGGGCGGGGGGAGGCGCGUCUUCUCUUCCCACAGCCCACGGCCUGCUCAGCCCCACUUGGCGUCCCGCGGCCCCUCCCUGUGUUGCAUCGAGCUCUGAGUCCCGGCAGGGCUGGGGCUCCGCCCCCAUCCGUAAGCCCCUCCCCCACUGCCCUGUGUGGUCCCUCCUCCUCCUCGUGGAGUUCCUCCUUCUCCCAGAGGGUACUAGGUGAACUUCGCUGGGUGAAACAUCUGGAAGUCAGGUGGUCCCCGAGCCUUCCUUCAGUCUUGCACUUUAGCCGGCAGCGGGGCGGGGCGGCCCAGGGCGGCCCAGUCGGCGCAGAGGGCCCUGGGGGCGGCACCAACCACCCCAGGGGGCGCGGACCUGCCUGGCCAGGCCGCAGGUGGCCUCCCAGAGCAUUCCUGGGGGUCUGUCCUGCCAGCAGGGGACAGCAGGGCCACAGAGCCCGAGCCACUGGCGGGAGGCGUCCUAGGUGGCAGGUCCUCUCCACCCAGAUAAUCAGGACUUAGGGCACAAGGUCACGGUGGGUCGGACCACUGUACCGCUAGCGUUUCUCGUGACAGCGGCGCCAAGGGAAGCUGACAGAGUCGUGGGUAAAUUGUCAUAAAUGUGGAUUCUUAAUUGCUGCAGAUAACCUGUGAUUGCACAGAUUUAAAAAUCAGACGUAACUUUCCAUUGACCCAAGUGCUGUCUGAGGUGGCUUUGGGAGGGCGGCUCACGGGCCUGAAUCUUCUUGCCCGUUAGGGGGUCAUUGGAGGGUCAGCGCUUGACAGGAGUCGUAGGGGCACAGCGGCUGGUCCAGAGCCCUGCAAGGCGGGGCCUGGUCUGCACCUCGAGCGGGUGUCGACUCCCGGGUCCCAGCUCCGGUCUGGGGAGCCAUCUCGAGCCCGAGCCCAGGAUGUGCUUAAAGGCCGGUGCCCACCCUGCCCCCCAGACCUGAGCCUGCCUCCAGGUGGGGGCUGUGUGUGGCCGAGAAGGCCCCACGCCGGCGCCCCGAGAUGCCUGCCCUCCCCCAUGCCCCCCACUACUGCCGAGGCGGCCCGACCACCCCCUCCUUCGGCACCGGAUACGCCCAUGUUCACACUUCUGUUCUCGUGGCUACUGUUCCCUCUGUGCUUUUGACCAAAAAUUGACCAAAAUAAACAAAACCCAAGUUUCUAAAGUACA